CUGCUUCACGUGUCGUUACCAUUCCUGAUCUGCGUUGCUUUGGCCAACACGAACCUGUUCAGCCAUGUCGAGGUGGACCUGGACUACGACCAUUACGCCGAGAAGAUAGUGGAUUCCUUGCCUGCUUUCGUGGCAAUGCCCUUUAACUCCGUGGUAAACUUGGGCUACGUGUUUCUCGGGCUGUUCUGGCUGCGGCGGAAGAGCCGUGUCGGGGAAACCGACGAGAGUCGCUACAUGAGAGAGGUGUUCGCCCUCAUGGCUCUCUUUUACGCCCCUGUCCAGUGGACUCGUCUGGCGACCCUGCGGCGCCCCCCCGCCGUGCUGGACCAGUGGUUCACCCUGCCUAUCUUCGCGUGGGUUCCCGCGUGGAUAGACUUCAUAGAGCGUCUGCCGGCGAAGUGGCGCGGGUCGCACGCGGCGGCGCUCGAGCUGUGCUCCGUCCUCAGCUACGGCCUCGCGCUGGCGCACGAGCGAGGCUUCGAGCUGGCGCUGGCUCUGCACGUGGCUUUGGCCGUGUACAAGGGAGUGCGCGUGCAGCUGACGCACGGCGACGGCCGCACGCGGAGGCACCUCCUGCUGGCCGUGCUGUCGUGCGCGGGCUUCGUGGCGCUGAAGCUGCUGGACCACUGGCUCGCCCGGUUCUGGCUUUUCCAGCGACUCACCGGACACUUCUGGUCCAAAGUGUGCGACGUGCUGCAGUUCCACUUCAGCUUCCGUUUCCUCACAACCAUGACACACAGGGCACAGGCAAAGACUGCAGCCCAGCAGGAAUAA
Menidia menidia (Atlantic silverside) is the source of this 774-nucleotide messenger RNA. The record is from the annotation of a GenBank genome assembly. Lineage: Eukaryota; Metazoa; Chordata; Actinopteri; Atheriniformes; Atherinopsidae.